CUAGUACGCUGUGAUGAAGCAGGGGGUAUAUGCACAGUAGGACACUCUCUUCUAAGUAUUAUCUACUCUUGAUACUAGUGACAAAGCUUUAACAAUGACUCAGAAAUAGAAUGGUCAAUUGGUCAGAGAUAGAAGUGAGUAUAUUUCACUUUAACACUUCCUCUUAACAGUUCCUUUUAAGAGAGCUCUCUGAAAGUUUAAUUUAACAGUUCCUUUUUAAGAAACUUCAUUUAACAGUUCCUUUUUAAAAAACUUCAUUUAACAGUUCCUUUUUAAGAAGCUUCAUUUAACAGUUCCUUUUUAAGAAGCUUCAUUUAACAGUUCCUUUUUAAGAAGCUUCAUUUAACAGUUCCUUUUUAAGAAGCUUCAUUUAACAGUUCCUUAUAAGAGAUUCGAAGAGAUUCCCCUAGUUUUAAGACAUUAUAUAGUUUGACUUAAUCAGACAGUUUUUAUGGCGUCCAGCUGCAAUUUGUACAAUUCACAGACUGUUGCUUUCAUUAGAAUUUAUCUGCUUUAUCAUUUGUUUAUAGAAGUAUCAGCUUUGGUGUUCAUUUUGAGGUUUCUUGUGUUCUAGUGUAAACUAGACCCAUAUCCAACUAAAAGCAUAAUGACAUCACUCAGAUGAUAUUUCCGGUCCCUUUUAGUAUUUAAAGUCACACCGAGUUGAGAGCUUAUCAUCAAGAGUACUCUUGUUACUAUAAUAACAAUCAGUUAGAGUUGGCAAAUCAAGACAUGUCUUUCAUGAUGUUUUGCAUUCUGUUCUUUUCAGGCAUUGUAGUUUGUUCUGUGGCAGCACCAGUGGAGGAGACUGCAUUGGAAUAUAACUAUAAUGUUAAAAAUAAGCGGUCAAAUGAAGAGUCACCAGUGAGCCAUUUGGAAAAGAAACUAAAUGAGACACAAGAGGAGAUUACCAAAUUGGAUGAGAUGAUGAUACUGUAUUUUGAAUAUGUAUUUAGGACUAUUUAUCGAUUGACAGGUCCAAGGUUUUUUUCUAAAUGGAAAUCUUCCUCCAUACCAUAUAUGGACCACAUUGAUGAGUUCUCAGCAUGGGAUGGACAGCAAAUGAGGCAGUACAUAAUAGCAACUAGUAGCCACUGGCAGAGUGUCUCAAUAUACCAGAAUACAGGAGAGGGACUGAGGCAUUCUCAAACAGUAAUGAUUCCUUGGGCAACAUCUACAAAAAACAUUAAGAUUAACGACACAGUAUACAUCGCUGUAGCCUGCCAUGGUUCCCAAGGUACAGAAAAAAUAGGAGCACGACUUUACAAUUGGACAUUUGAUGAAGACAUUGAAGGGACUCUAACACAAGUACAAACUUUUAAUGAGACUAAUGAGAUCACAUUCGGAAAGACAGCAGGCGAAUUCUUUAUCACUCUUACAAAACUAAAUUAUUAUUUCUCACAAACUGCACCAGUAGCCUCUAAAGUUUAUAAAUGGUAUCCUAAACAUCAUCAGUUCAAUUUUUUUCAAUCUCUAGAGACCGUAUGUGGAAUAAAACCAAAUUUUUUUGACAUCAAAGGUAAUCUCUUUUUAAGCAUUACCUGUGGAUAUAAUAGCUCAUCAAGCAUUGUAAACUCAUUCAUUUACAGGUUGAAUGGAUCCCGUUUUGAGAUAUUCCAGGCAAUACCCUUACCAAAUUCAAUAGAAAUACGUGACCUCUACCAUGCAUAUGUUAAACCUAGUCACUUCCUAGUGGCUGCCAGUGUAAAUGGACCAUUGGUUGUUUACAGAUUGAGUGACUUCACAGGACAUUUUGAGGUCUUUCAAACUAUUUUAACAUCACAUGUCAUGGCACUCGACAUUUUUUCCAUCAGGGGUGAAUACUUUAUGGCCAUAUCUUCAUGGGAUUAUAAGCCAUCAAUUGCAGCAGAUCCUCAUGCGAAAGUAGCUGUUUAUAAAUUCAGUGGAUCCACCUAUAACUUAUUUCAAGUGAUCAAAACAUUUAAUAUACCAUAUUCUGUUAAAGUGUUUGUUGAUGUCUUCUCUAAUUCCUCGAUGAUGGGAAUACCCCAGGCACUCACUAUUGAUCUCUACAAGUGGAAGGAUCGCUCAAAUAAAUAACUUCGCUUUUCAUUCUUGAUGAUACUUAUUUUAUUAUGCUGUUUAAAUCACUUAUUAGCUUAUGUAGAUUUUAUCCUUUCCUUGAUUUGUUAUUUUGCUUUGUAGUCGUGGUUAAUAUGUAGAUAUUACUCUUUCAAUAAUUUUAAGAAAA
Amphimedon queenslandica is the source of this 2212-nucleotide messenger RNA. RefSeq lists its product as uncharacterized. NCBI's taxonomy places the organism in Eukaryota, Metazoa, Porifera, Demospongiae, Haplosclerida, Niphatidae. The record is from RefSeq and is a predicted model, not a curated record. The transcript has 4 exons. Bases 733 to 2061 code for a protein of 442 amino acids.